Protopterus annectens (West African lungfish) is the source of this 695-nucleotide messenger RNA. Its product is annotated as late histone H2A.2.2-like. Gene Ontology annotation, cellular component: nucleosome. NCBI's taxonomy places the organism in Eukaryota, Metazoa, Chordata, Ceratodontiformes, Protopteridae. Gene Ontology annotation, molecular function: DNA binding; protein heterodimerization activity; structural constituent of chromatin. Bases 177 to 587 code for a protein of 136 amino acids. The record is from RefSeq and is a predicted model, not a curated record. The transcript has 2 exons.
UGGCUUCUGCAUAUAAACCGAAUCUGGAAGUAGAAAGGAAAUAGUAGCUCUGUGUGCUAGUAGUGUGAUUUUACAUUUCUUGAACAUUUUAAUUUUUUUUAAUUCAUUUUUAACCUGCAUUUUGCUUCCAAGUAGACUUUAUUUGGUGCUAUUUAAGUUCCUUAUUUGUGUGAAAGAUGUCUGGCCGUAACAAGAAUAUUGUACAAAAGCCUAAAUCUGGUAUCAAAUCCAGAUCUUCCAGAGCAGGACUGACCUUCCCAGUUGGCCGUAUUCACAGACUGCUGAGGAGGGGUAACUAUGCGGAAAGGAUUGGAUCUGGGGCUCCAGUCUACCUUGCAGCAGUUCUGGAAUAUCUGACUGCAGAAAUAAUGGAACUUGCUGGGAAUGCAGCUCGUGAGAACAAGAGGAACAGGAUCACACCAAGGCACAUCCAACUUGCUGUAAGAAAUGAUGAAGAAUUCAAUAAGAUGCUUGGUGAUGUCACUAUAUCUGAAGGUGGUGUUAUGCCAAACAUUCAUGCUGUACUUCUGCCCAAGAGAACUGGCACUACAGAUGGAAGCAAAGAUAAGCAGUCCCAAGAGUUCUGAUGUGAGCCAAAUAUAAAUGAGGCUGUUUUUACUGAAUAUGCACUUACAUUUUACUGUAAUUGAAUUUGCACUUUAAAUUUUCUUCAAUAAAGUUUAUCUUGUAAAGAU